Rattus norvegicus (Norway rat) is the source of this 882-nucleotide messenger RNA. The record is from RefSeq and is a predicted model, not a curated record. Lineage: Eukaryota; Metazoa; Chordata; Mammalia; Rodentia; Muridae.
UCUGCCUGAGCAGUCGAGCACCCCUGCAGAUGAUUCUGAGACAACGCAUGCAUCUUCCACAGUCUCUGCUUCAGGUACCAUGAAGAUCUCCACAGCUGCAUCCCUCACCGUCAUCCUCGUUGCAGCCGCCCUCUGCACCCCCGCACCUGCCUCCCCAUAUGGCUCGGACACCACUCCCUGCUGCUUUGCCUACCUCUCCCUCGCACUGCCCCGUGCCCACGUGAAGGAGUAUUUUUACACCAGCAGCAAGUGCUCCAACCUUGCAGUCGUGCCCGGGACCAGAGACUGGAAAAAUCAGAAGGUGAAGGAGGCAGUGUCUUUGAGGAGACAGGUGAAGGGGAAGUCAGAUGGACAGAGGGCCCCACAAAUGCAGGAAGGAAGGGAAGACUUAGCAAAGGAGAUAUGCCCUUUGGUAUCACAUACUAUGUCAAGGAGGAGGAAAUGGAGCCUGGGUGAGCUUGAGAGCUGGGGUUGGUAUCCUAGACUUUUGACUCCCUGGCUACAUGCUCAGAGUGCCAAGAGUAGAGACUAGGCAGUCUUAGAGUUCCCUCUUAAUUUCCUUAACUCAACUGAUUUAAGUAAAUCAAUACUCGACUUCUUUAAAUUCAUCACUUAGCAUAAGGCCUGGAGCAAAGAAAAGGGGGCCAAGAAAAGGCCAGUGCUUGGCUCACUCAAUGCUGGGUUCCAAACCUGUGUAUACUUGUAGGGAAUUAACAUAAAUAGAGCUCUGCAUGUAGCUCGGUGCCUUUAGUUCCAAAGAAGAAUUAUCCUCUAAAAGGAAGAAGGCAGCAAGGAGCUACAAAAAUGCCCUACCCAGCUCCCAUAACCUUUAUGCUUUUCCAUCCCCGUACACCAAAGGCUGCCCGGUUUUAACCUUUCUCU